UUUUUUAUUGUCUGUGACAUUUUAUCCGAAUCUUUUCCACACGAGGUGCAUUUUCAUGUUUUGAAUGUAUAGUAUUUGAAAUAUACGAAAAGUUAUUGAAGAAUUGCAGAUUUGACAUUGUUGUUCUAUUGUUAACAACAUUUUAAUUCAUAAAAAUGCUGACAUUCUUAAUCUAAACACUAGACAUAGAAUUAAUCUAUGGGGGAACUUUUGUCGUGGAUUAUUGAAGUGUCAAGAAACUGCCAUGAAUGUCGGAGCAGUAUGUGGAGAAGGAGCUGGGGAGGUGGGCUUGAUAGCUGAUGACUUGAGCCGCGCUGUGGAGCUCACUCUGAACCCCACUGUAUCACAGGAUGCACGCAAUCAGGCCUACAUAGCAUGUGAGAGCUUUAAGGAAAAUUCACCAUGGUGUGCCCAAGCUGGAUUGCUCCUAGCCAGCGGCAACCAGUACUCUGCAGUGGUCAAGCACUUUGGUUUACAGCUUAUGGAAAAUACAGUCAAGUAUAAAUGGCCUCAGAUUACACAAGCUGAAAAAAUAUUUAUUAAGGAAAAUGCCAUGAAGCUUCUUUACUUAGGCGGCUGGGAAACUGGUCACCUGAAUGAUGCCUUGGCCCGCGUGAUUGUGGAGAUGAUCAAACGUGAGUGGCCUCAGCAGUGGCCCACGUUGCUAGCAGAGCUCAGCGACGCUUGUGCCAGAGGGCACCAGCACACACAGAUUGUGUUGCACAUAUUCCUAAGAUUGGUGGAGGAUGUUGCUACUCUACAGACUCUAGAGCAGAAUCAGAGAAGGAAGGACAUCUACCAAGCACUCACAAGCAACAUGUCUGAGAUCUUCGCAUUCUUCAUGCGGCUCAUUGAGCUUCAUGUGCAGGAGUUUAGAGAGAAGACUGCUGCCGGCGACUACGCUGCUGCUGCGAGUAACGGCAAAGUGGUACAAGUAGUACUGCUAACGCUGACGGGUUUCGUAGAGUGGGUGUCGACCAACCACGUGGUAGCCAACAAUGGGCGGCUGCUGGAGAUCCUGUGCUUCCUGCUGCAGGACGAUGCGUUCCAGCUGUGUGCUGCCGAGUGUCUGCUGCAGAUUGCCAAUAGGAAGGGCUCCAACAAAGAGCGCAAGCCUCUAAUGAUAUUAUUUAGCGAAGAAGCAAUACGUUGCAUUCAUCGUGCUGCCAUUGCGAGCCUUAGUAUAAUUGAUGAGAACCAUUAUUUGUUCCUAAAGAAACUCUCACAGGUGUUAGCCGGUCUCGGUCAGCAACUGACUACCCUUUGGAACAACGCAACAAACGUGGAAUCCUGGAUGCCAAUAUUUCUGGAGACAUUGCUAUUACUGACCCAACACCCGUCUUUGACGAUCGCCCAGACAAUCAACAGCGUGUGGCUGGCUUUGUUCAAACACGAGCAGAUUUCUAAAUUGCCGCAGUUGUUGGAAGUCGUGCCGAGAUGGCUGCAAGCGUCCGCCCCUAAAGUGCUAAAAGUGACCUAUCCGACAUCGCGUGUGAGCGGCAUGAAUGACGCAGUAGCGUACGCUUGUAUCGACUACGACAGCGAACAAGAAUUUGCUGUCUUCUUUGGCCGGUGUCGCACCGAGAUUUUGGAGAGUUUCAAAAACUGUAUGACGGCUGCGCCGCUAGUGACGUGGUCGUACGUGGAGCAGUGGACGAGCUCUGCGCUGGACAAAGUGGACUCUUGUCCGCCGGAGCUCGACGUCACGCAUCCGCUGCAUGUCCAGUGGGAGGCCUUGUCGCAGGUGCUGGACGUGGUCCUCUCGCGGCUGCUGCAAGCGGAGCCGCGGCCCAACGUAGUGGAGGGCUUGCAGCUGCUGCAGCGCUGCGUCGCCUGCGCGCCCCCCGCCCCCCUCAUCUUGUCUCUGCUGCUGUCGCUGAUAUCGGCGCUGUUCGUGUUCCUCAGCUGCGCUUCCAGCCAGCUGCACGGUCCGAGCGUGAGCGCGGCGGGCGCGGAGCUGCUGCCGCGCGUGCUGGAGAAGGUGUUCGCGGCGCUGGCGUACGCCGGCCCGCGGCCCGCGCUGCGCCGCUCGCGCGCGGUCAAGAACGUGCGUCGCCACGCCGCGGGGCUGUUGGUCAAGCUGGGGUACAAGUAUCCUUUGCUACUGUUGCCGGUGUUUCCUCGGCUGCACGAAUUGUGUCGCUCAGCGUUGGCUAGGCCCGACCUCAGCGCAGUGGAGAGUGUCACGUUACAAGAGGCAUUGCUGCUCGUGUCUAAUCACUUCUGCUGUUAUGAGCGGCAGAGCGCGCUUGUUGCACAGGUGCUGGGCGACUGCAGCUCGCGCUGGGCCGCGCUGGCGCCGCACGUGUCGAGCGCGGCGGCGCUGGCGCGGCUGGUGGGGCUGCAGGCGCCGCCCGCGGACGAGCCCGACGACGACUGCGGCAGAGCGAGACGCACGCUGCUGCACGCUCUCACUCUCACGCUCGGCGUCGUCAAGCGCACCUGCGUGCCGCACGACCCGGACAAAGCAUCGCGCGGAGGCUUCAGCGCAGGCGUCACACCCUCCGGUAAUCCAAUAUGGCGGAACCCUUGCGGCUCCCACGUCCUUCCUCUAUUCCCCCACGCGUUAGCCCUGUGCCGAUCCCUUCACGACCUUCAUUUGCCAAACGCUGCGGGCCUGAGACAUCCAGAACAUGCAAGGGCACUAGCGACACCAACGGCGGAGUUGAGAAACUUAUUGGGCACCAGAGACCAUGACGUUUCGGCUGUAACUUCUACUCCGCAAGAUCGGAUGCAAAACUUUUUACACACGCUUCAUGAUAAUGUGUGCCAUCUAGUGGGCGCUGCGGCGGCUACUCUCGGGCGAGAGCUGUACUCCGCUCCGGGUCUCGCCAAAUACUUGAUCACAUCGUUACUGCACGGACUGCCGGCGUUGCCGGACCACUGGCUGCGGCCGAUACUGCGCAACGCCCUCAAGCCGCUGCUGCACCACUGUCCGCCCGCACAUCACGAGGACGUGGCUCUUGCACUACACGAACACUUCGCUCACACCAUGUUAGUCCACUUAUCCCAGCGCUGGGAUUACAUCACAUCUCUGUACGAGUCUGGCAAGUUGGAAGAAGAAGGCGGCAGUGAGUCGCAAGAAGUGAUAGAAGACAUACUAGUGAGGCACCUGACUAGGGAAUAUCUGGAGGUGCUCAAGAUCUCCCUAGUGGACUCUCCAUUGAUCUCUCCAGUGGACGUGGGUAAUGAGGGGGGGAUGGAGGAGGACCCAAUUCCCCCCCUGCGGCAGCCCGACACCGUGUCGGAGCUGGGGGAUAAGCUGCUACAGAGCCCCAUUGCGGGGCCCGCCAUACUUCACACGAUCCUGCGCGCGUUGACGUGGAACGACUCGAUCUCGUCGCUGCGCGCGUGCGCGCUGGCGAUGCCGGCGCUGCGCGGCGCGCUGGCGCGGCGCGCGCUGGCGCCGGACGCGGCGGCCGCGGCGCUGGCGGCCGUGCUGCAUGCGCUGCGCACGCACGGACAGCACGACGGCAACCAAGCGGCGUUGCUGGCGCUCGCCGUGCAGGCAUACGAAAUGCUCAGACCCCAUUUCCCCGUUGUCGCCAACCUCCUCCGCGAGAUCCCCGACGUAGACGAGCACGACCUGCAGAGGCUGGACGACAAGCUGGUGGCGGCGGGCGGCAAGCCCAGCAAGAUAGACAAGAGCAAGCGGGACCUCUUCAAGAAGAUCACCGCCAAGUUGAUCGGUCGCAACGUGGGCCAGCUGUUCAGGAAAGAAGUGUUCAUCUUGAACCUGCCGUCGAUGCACGCGGCCAAGGAGAGGCCGCGCAGCGCGCUGGAGGCGCCCGACGGCGCGGCGCUCGACAAACUCUUCGCCAGCGGCGGCCUCUAGCGCGACCGACCUACGCAAUACUACGCACUCUGUGAAUAUUAUUAAAUUAUGUUAUUUACGCCUGA
This is a messenger RNA of Plodia interpunctella (Indianmeal moth), 3900 nucleotides long. RefSeq names its product Ranbp21 (gene Ranbp21). Gene Ontology annotation, molecular function: RNA binding; nuclear export signal receptor activity; small GTPase binding. The coding region runs from base 245 to 3835 and encodes 1196 amino acids. NCBI's taxonomy places the organism in Eukaryota, Metazoa, Arthropoda, Insecta, Lepidoptera, Pyralidae. Gene Ontology annotation, biological process: RNA export from nucleus; protein export from nucleus. The record is from RefSeq and is a predicted model, not a curated record. Gene Ontology annotation, cellular component: cytoplasm; RNA nuclear export complex; nucleus. The transcript has 22 exons.